AUGUCCGACACCCCUUUGUUCAAAGAUACACCUGCACAGUUCUUCACUUCUGAACCUAUAUCAGUGCCGAAGAACUACCAGCACAUCUUGGCCUUGGCUUUUGCAGUACAGGAGAUCAAUGUGAAUCCCAGCAUCUUACCAAACAUCACUUUGGGCUUCCACAUCCUCAACAGCUACUGCAAUGCAAAGAUGACCUCUAAAGCCACCCUGAGCUUGCUCUCUUCACAGCACAAGUUUGUCCCCAAUUUCAAAUGUGACACACAGAACAAUCCCAUUGCAGUCAUUGGAGGACUGAGUUCAAAAACAUCUACUGAUGUUGCCACCACAGUCACCGUUUACAAGAUGCCACAGCUGCAUCAUUUUCUAAGGAGCAUCACGUUUAACAACAAUGCUGGAGAUACUGUGUGUUUUGAUGAAAACAGAGAACUGAAGGCUGACUUUGAUGUUACCAACUGGGUAACAUUCCCAAACGGAUCUUUUGUGAGAGUUAAAGUCGGAAGGCUAGAUCCUUGGGCUCCUCCUGGUAAAGAGCUGUCCCUUAACACUGAUCAAAUUGUGUGGCACAGAACCUUUAACCAGGUUGUGCCCCUUUCUGUCUGCAGUGAAAGUUGUCAUCCUGGAUAUACCAGGAAAAAGAAGGAAGGAGAGAAAUUUUGCUGCUAUGACUGUGCCCAGUGCCCAGAAGGAACCAUUUCUCAGCAGAAGGACAUGGAUGCCUGUGUCAAAUGUCCACAAGACCAUUUUGCCAACAACCACCACAAUCAAUGCAUUCCCAAGGUCUUCAAUGUCCUCUCUUACAAAGAACUACUAGGAAUCACCUUAGCUAUGUUGGCUGUUACCUUGGCUGCGUUCACAGUUUUGGUGCUUGUAAUUUUCAUAAAGCAUCAGGAGACUCCCAUUGUCAAAGCCAACAACCGGAGACUCACCUACAUCCUCCUCAUUUCCCUUCUGCUUUGCUUCCUCUGCCCCUUGAUCUUCAUUGGGAAACCUUUAGUAGUGACCUGCCUUCUCCGACAAACUACUUUUGGUGUUAUCUUCUCUGUGGCCCUUUCCAGUGUGUUGGCCAAAACCAUCACUGUAGUCUUAGCCUUCAUAGCUACCAAACCAGGAUCCAAGAUAAGGAAAUGGAUUGGGAAAAGAAUGGCAAAUUCCGUCAUCCUUUUCUGCUCCUUUAUUCAAGCAGGCAUUUGUAUUCUUUGGCUAAGCACUUCACCUCCAUUCCCUGACAUGGACAUGCAUUCAAUUACAGGGGAAAUCAUCCUGCAAUGUAAUGAGGGCUCUGCUAUCAUGUUCUACUGUGUCUUGGGCUAUAUGGGCUUCCUGGCUAGUGCCAGCUUUACUGUGGCUUUCUUUGCUAGGAAAUUACCAGAGAGUUUCAAUGAAGCCAAGUUUAUCACUUUCAGCAUGUUGGUCUUUUGCAGCGUUUGGUUGUCUUUUGUUCCCACCUAUCUGAGCACCAAAGGGAAAUCCAUGGUGGCUGUGGAAUGUUUUUCCAUCUUGGCCUCCAGUGCUGGUUUACUGGGUUGUAUAUUUUUUCCAAAAUGCUAUGUCAUUGUUCUGAGGCCUGAGCUGAACAAUAGAGAUCAAUUAAUAAUGAGGCGGGAAAUGAUGAAUAUAUAAUGUUAUUUCCUACUUUCAGAAUAGGAUUUCCAAUAGAUUCAGGAAUGUUGUUGAGAUUUGGGGUGGCGUCUGGGUCGGGCUACAAUUCAAUGGAGUCCAGCCAUUUAGUGUGGAAUGAUGAACGUAGUGGAUUAUUAAGGUUAAG
Sphaerodactylus townsendi is the source of this 1765-nucleotide messenger RNA. RefSeq names its product vomeronasal type-2 receptor 26-like. NCBI's taxonomy places the organism in Eukaryota, Metazoa, Chordata, Lepidosauria, Squamata, Sphaerodactylidae. Gene Ontology annotation, molecular function: G protein-coupled receptor activity. Gene Ontology annotation, biological process: G protein-coupled receptor signaling pathway. The transcript is spliced from 5 exons. Gene Ontology annotation, cellular component: membrane. The coding region runs from base 1 to 1620 and encodes 539 amino acids. The record is from RefSeq and is a predicted model, not a curated record.